Molecule: messenger RNA, 1373 nt
Organism: Scatophagus argus
Lineage: Eukaryota; Metazoa; Chordata; Actinopteri; Scatophagidae
Product: transcription factor Adf-1-like
Exons: 3
Coding region: 39-1193 (384 amino acids)
Biological process (GO): regulation of transcription by RNA polymerase II
Cellular component (GO): transcription regulator complex; nucleus
Molecular function (GO): DNA binding
Source: RefSeq, a predicted model, not a curated record
GGCGCACCGGAAACGGAAGUAUUCGGUGUUGUGUUUGUAUGUUUGUUUGUUUGGAAGCGCACAGUGGUUGUUUCGGGGAGCUCUCGGUCGUGGUUUUCUCCUGCUCCUGUCGCCCCCGUUCAGACAAAAUGGAGUAUAAACUGAUCAUGGCGGUGUCCAGCUUCCCGAGCCUGUACGACAGCAGCUCCCUGACCUACAGGGACCUGAACAUGAGGAGCGACGCCUGGAGACAAGUCGCUCACAUAGUCGGUGUUCACGAGUCUGAAUGCAGGAGGAAGUGGAAGAUGCUGCGGGACCAACACCGGAGGGAAAGGCAGCGGGAGAAGGAGAGACGCGAGAGUGGCGUCGGGCUCUUGAACUACAGGCCGUGGAGAUAUUCCGCCAUUUUGUCCUUCUUAAACCCGUUCAUCGACGCCAGAGCCGCAGGCACCAACGGCUGGGCUCUGGACCCGCAGCCCUCUCGGCUCCAGGCGUCCGACGCGGUGGGCUGCAGUACGACCACCGAAACCCGGAGCGACGACGACGACAGCUACGGCAUCGCUAUAGCAGAUGCUACGACUACAACAGCAGCGUCGUCGUCGUCGUCGUCAGAGUUUGUUCAGAGGAAGCGACCGUCUUCUGACAACAGGAACCCCGUCAGACUGAAAGAAACAAAGGCCGAGGAGACCUCGGGAACUGCUGCGACAGACGACACCGUGCAGACCCAGCAAGUCCAGCAGGUCAACGUGAGGGAGCUGUUUGAGAUGAUGAUGCAGUCGGUUACUUCCCUGGCCACAUCCUUGGCUUCUUCACAGUCCUCCUCGCAGCCCUCAGAUCAGCUGAUGCCUCCUGAUCUGCAGCACCUCCAGACUCCGUCCAGGCUGAACCACCUGAAAACAGAGGAGCAGGAGGCCACGGCAGAGGAGCUGUUGGACCAAACUGACGGAGAGGAGGAUUGCCGUGCGGUGUCUCCCAGGCCGACCCGGGCCUGGAGGAGGAGCGCCGACAGCCUGCUGGAGGAGCACCUGAGGAGGAUGGAGGCCCGGGAGGCUCAGAGGGAGCGGGACACGGAGCUGAGAGACGAUGUCACGCUGUUUCUGCUGAGCUUGGCUCCAGCCGUGAGGAGGCUUCCUGUAGAAAAACAGUCAUGGGUCAGAGCCAAGAUACAGCAGUUUGUACACGAGGCAGAGUUUGGGCCUACAAAUUUCCACUGACUUUUAUCUUUUACAUACCAGUGGGCUUAAUAAUAAUCUCAUUCAGCUGCAGAGGACUUUUCCACUUUCAUAAAACUGUAGCUGAACUUUCUCAUGUUUCAUGCUGUUUUUGAUAAAAGCAUCUUCUAACUGUAAUUUUUUCUACUCAUAUAGAUUAAUAAAUAAGUGCUGUAAACCCUG